Molecule: messenger RNA, 1239 nt
Organism: Cetraspora pellucida
Lineage: Eukaryota; Fungi; Glomeromycota; Glomeromycetes; Diversisporales; Gigasporaceae
Source: the annotation of a GenBank genome assembly
AUGACUUUACCAUUAUUAUUAGCCAAUGACAUGUGGAUUGGUUCCACUCCAGCAUGUCUUCAAGACCUAUCAAUACCAGAACAACUUUUCAUCUCGCCUGAGUAUCCAUGUAUAAAUCUUAUACAGAUUACGAAAAGAAAACAUACUUACUAUAAGCUUAGAGAACACAUUAUGACAUUGCCUCAAAAUCCAAGUUCUUUAAUUAAUCUCAAAAAAGUGCUCCAAGUUCAAAAAAGCAAGAUAACAAUUGCUCUUAAGUGGCUUUUUGACCACAAUAAAUUAUUUAAAAGUAAAAUUAAACUUGAUAAAAAUAUUUUAAAUAAUCUACCCAAAGGAGAAAUUCCUAAAGACUUAACUGUAAUAACUAUAGUUAUAGAUAUUGAUUCUCAUGAAACAGAGCAUUAUACUAACUACACUUGUGAUCAGCAAGAAUCUAAUAGCAAAAGUGAUGAUGAUGAAAUUGAAGAAAUGUCUAAUAUUAAUAAAUAUAAUUUAAAAGACUUUAUAAGUAAUAAUUCAAUUAAUAGUACAAAUGAACUCAGACCUUCUGAGAUAAUAAAUGUUGAUGACAUACCUAUUAUCAGAAAAGAGCUUACAUUGCUCUCUUUUAAAAAGCUUGUUGAUAACCUGGAUUAUAAUACUUAUGAGCAAUUAUCUUCAAAUAAGAACAUGCCUAAAUUAAAAGAUAAAGCGAUACAAUCACAUAUAUUAAAUGUACCCCAUGGCAAUAAAUCUCUAAAUGAAUAUGAAGACUUAACUCUCUUUCUUGCAGGUUUUCUGGUUCUCUUCCCUUAUGGUGUUAGUGAUGACGAAAGUCGAUUAUCUCGAGUCUCAUUGAAAAAAUAUACUAAUCACCUCAUUAAUCCUGCUGUUAAUGAAUUGCUCAAGAACAUCAAAUCUGCAGAUAGUACACUUUCAUUAUUUAUAACUAUAAAUCCUGCUAAUCUUUAUAGCUCUUUUGUUAUGAUAUAUGCUAGAAAAGAAAUAGAUCUUCAAAAUCUCUUUCCAGGAAACUUUCCAAAAGCUUCAGAAAGAGCUCAGCUCAUUCACCUUAACCCUAUAGCUGUUGCUAAAUACUUUCAUGUUAUAAUCCAAGCAAUUAUAGAUACCUUAAUUGGAUAUAAAAGAAAAAAUAAUGAUAGUUGUGUCCCUGGAUAUGAUGCUAUUGAUGAACUAGAACUUUCUGAUAAUGAUGAUAAUUUAGCUAUAAAUAAUGCACCUGAUAACACAAUUCUUUGA